AUGGAACAAUUCGCUAGAUCGUCUAACAUCGAAAUACAAUGUCUACCAGAAAAUAAGGAAGAAAACAUAUUAAAUACCGUUGUUCAGAUAGGAAAAGUCAUAAAUUGUAAUAUUAACGAAAUCGAUAUCUCGCAAUAUAUAAGAAUUUCGAAACUUAAUCCUCAAAGCACCAGGACAAGAUCAGUUCUUGUAAGAUUUAAUAACCAACGUAUACGUGACUCCUUCAUUGCCAGUGCAAGUAAAUAUAACAAAGAAGGUAAGAGUAAGCUCAACACCAGCGUACUAGGAAUUGCAUGUGAUCCACCAAAAACGAUAUUUGUAGCAGAAUAUCUGAGGGCUAAUGACAAAGAACUGUAUGCUGCAGCAAGAGCUCGUGCAAAAGAACUAGGCUUCAGGUUUGUCUGGGUUAAAAAUGAAAAAAUAUUUGUGCGGAAAACAUAA
Parnassius apollo (apollo) is the source of this 441-nucleotide messenger RNA. NCBI's taxonomy places the organism in Eukaryota, Metazoa, Arthropoda, Insecta, Lepidoptera, Papilionidae. The record is from the annotation of a GenBank genome assembly.